Molecule: messenger RNA, 1062 nt
Organism: Penaeus indicus
Lineage: Eukaryota; Metazoa; Arthropoda; Malacostraca; Decapoda; Penaeidae
Exons: 4
Coding region: 1-1062 (353 amino acids)
Source: RefSeq, a predicted model, not a curated record
AUGGGGGCCUUUGUACAGGGUGGACGAAUACCAGGCUGCAUCAACUGUCCACAAGCAGUGCCUGUAUUUUCCGGCUGCAUCAGCUACAUAACUCUGGAUACGUACCCUGGGCUGUUUACCCUGGACCAUAAUAUCCGGUCCACAAUACCCCGGUCUAUAGUACCCUGGCUACGCGUGACCCCGGGCCGCUUGACCCCGGGCUGGAAUAACAUGGUGAUCGGAAAUGCUCUAUUUAGUAAGAGAAAUGAACACCUAAUUACUUACCGUAGUGGAGAGCAAGCAAGUCAGAUAGACUUCUUCCUCUACCGCCGUAGAAACAUCAAGGAGAUUAAAAACUGCAAGUUUAAAGACCGAGUUCUAAGAGAUAUUGACCUGGAAAUCGAGGAUGUCAACGAAUGGUGGAACAGAGUCAGUGCAAACAUCAUCGGAACUGGGAUAGAAGUGCUUGGUGAGACUAGUGGCAAAAUUUGGGAAAAUAGAGAAGCGUGGUGGUUCAAUGAAGAAGUUCAAAAGAAAGUGAAAGCUAAGAAGAUUGCCAAGAAAAGAUGGGAAGAAACCAAACUAGAUCACGAUAGAGAAAACUACAAGGAGUACUGUAAGGAGGCGAAAAGAGCUGUUGCAAUCGCGAAAGCAAAAGCGUACGAUAGACUAUAUGAAGAGUUAGACACUAAAGAAGGACAGGAGAAGGUUUUCAAGUUGGCAAAACAAAGAAAUAAGAGCACAAAGGAUAUCAGACAUAUAAGACAGAUGAAGGAUGAAAGAGGAAUAGUGUUAAGAAAGGAAAGAGAGAUUUUGAUGAGGUGGAAAGAUUGCUUUGAGAAGUUACUGAACGAAGAAAAUGAAAGGUUCCUGAGAGAAGAUGGAGAACCAAACAACCAAGAGGUAGCAGAAGUGACGAGACAGGAGGUGAUCAUAGCACUGAAGAAGAUGAAGAAUGGUAAAUCGACAGGGCCAGAUAGCAUACCGGUUGAAGUUUGGAAGGCGCUAGAUGGAGACGGAGUUGACAUAUUGCAUCAACUCAUGAACGAAAUAAUGGAAAAAGAAGUCAUACCAGAGAAGUGA